AUGGGCAUUGACAAGAAGAAGAUAAAGCGGCAAAAACAGGAACGUACCAAUAGCACGCCAGGCCAAGAUGAACUCCAACAGCAGGAUGGUGUCAACAACCCCAAACACAAGAAUGAAUGCAACAAACAAAGCAACCUCACAACAGACAAUGCUACAACAACAACUACCCCAACACAAGCACAAGAUACGAUCGAUGUCAGAACCAGUGAAGAGGCUCAGCUGGAGAACAAUCAAGUCAGCAGUACCGCCAACCAAAUGCAAGAGGCUGACCCACAAUCAACCGUUAGCAUAACAAACGACAAAGAAGAAGAAAACAACGAAGAGGAGGUAUCACAAGCACUGCAAGACCAAGAGACAACCCGUGUUGAAAUUCAACCCCAUAGUGAACCUCAAACAGACGAAGGCAUCACAGAACAGGAAGUUUGUGUACAAGAGAUUUCCAGUGCCACAACAUUGCAGAUCACCAUCACGAGUACAAAGGACAAAGCCCAAGACAUCCCAGCCGAUGAGAAACUAGAGACUGUUAUACCUGACAAAGAAACAGUCGAUGCAGGCACGAAUAACCCACUCAUCAACACAGAGGAAACAAAUGAGUACGCUGAUCUCGAAGAUCAAGAACUUCAAACAACAACAUCUCAAGAGAAACACAAAGAAGGCGACCACAGAGAUACAACCAAUGAAGCAAACACACAGAUUGUUCCAGAGAAAGAACCAGAAACCAUCAAAGAAUACCCUACACCGUCGUACGAUGCCAAUUCCCCUGGCAGAGAGGUCAGUGCCAACCAGGUCGAGACUGGAAAACAAGACGGAAAAGACCACCAGCAAGACAUGACGGUUGACAAGGAAAAACAUGAUGCUAAGAAAAGCACAGACGACUCAAAUGAGGAUGGAGCAGAAACUGAACAAAAGGGUACAACGCAAAAAGAAGAAUAUAACAUGCCGCAAGAAACAGAAGGAGAACAAGAAAGGAACAACACUGGACAGGACAUAUCUUUUAGCAUCGAAGCAGGCACAAUGGAGAAAGGGGGCAAAGAUAGUGAUUCCAUCAACAAAGCCAUCGAAGACCUAUACAACGUUGGAUGA
Molecule: messenger RNA, 1083 nt
Organism: Aegilops tauschii subsp. strangulata
Lineage: Eukaryota; Viridiplantae; Streptophyta; Magnoliopsida; Poales; Poaceae
Source: RefSeq, a predicted model, not a curated record